Messenger RNA from Aspergillus caelatus, 1071 nucleotides. RefSeq names its product putative NmrA-like family protein. The record is from RefSeq and is a predicted model, not a curated record. NCBI's taxonomy places the organism in Eukaryota, Fungi, Ascomycota, Eurotiomycetes, Eurotiales, Aspergillaceae. The coding region runs from base 81 to 998 and encodes 305 amino acids. The transcript has 3 exons.
UAUUAGUCAAGCAGACCCUUACAAAAGAAAACGAGACAUUAAUACGAGGAUUACUUUGAUCACCCCCGAGAGAAACCAACAUGACCCUCAAAUACCUCAUCGUGGGCGUGACAGGUGGCCUGGGAAGAUAUGUCCUUGACUACUUCGUGGCCAAUAAACCGUUGGAGGAAUUUGCAGCUGCAUCGUCGAGGGAGUCCAACCGGAAACAAUUCGAGGAUCGUGGCAUUGCUUUCCGACAGGUUAAUUAUGAUGACCCUGCUACGUUAGAUACCGCGUUCCAGAAUGUUGAGAAUGUACUUUUUGUUAGUACCAAUACGUUCGAUAAUGAGAAGCGUCGAAAACAACAUCAGAAUUUUGUUGAGGCGGCGAAGAGGAUUGGAGUUAAGCAUGUGUGGUAUACUUCUCUUGCUUUUGGAGGAUUCAAGUCCGAUUCAAAAGCCGCCGUGCAGACGGCGCAUUUAGAAACUGAAGAGAUGCUUAGGAAAUCUGGAGUCACCUACACCUCCAUCCGAGAAGGCAUUUACACAGAAGCCUUCCCAAUCUUCCUCAACUGGUACCCCGAUUCAACCAGCGUGCCUCUUCCAUCCGACGGCCCAAUGGCAUUAACCCUGCGGUCAGAACUUGGUGAAGCGACAGCGCGGUUGAUGAUCGCAGGUGGCCACGAGAAUGAGACCGUCUUGUUGACAGCUGAAGACACUAUUCGGCCAUCGGAGAUCGUGGAUAUUAUUAAUAACACGACGGGUCGGCAGGUUAAGUUCGAGCGUGUAUCCCCCGAGGAGUAUAUCCAGAUCUACGGUGGGAAUGAUAAGGGCGGGAAGCCCAAGGCUUUCUUUCAGCAGACUCUGACGUGGUAUGAGGGGAUUGAGAAGGGCGAGUUGGCUACGACGCAUUCAUUGAUGGGGGAGCUUUUGGGUAGGGAGCCCACGAAGCCCCGUGAUGCGAUUCGAGGGUUGUUGUCGGAGGACCCUAAUUAUACGUGGCAUCAAAACUAUGUAUGAAUGUAAUUAAUUUAAUGUGAUACGCUUUCUUUCUUCUAGUCUUAUCUGAGACUCAACUUAAUCUUAAUUAUAU